GUAAGGAAAAAAGCACGAACACCUCAUACCGAACAACAGAGGACUUGGUUUAAAGGCGAAAAAAGGAAUCGCACAAUAUAAGUACUUGUGGUGAAUAUUUUAAGCAUCCUAUAUACAGAGAAUUACAGUGUGAAAGUGGGGGGGUUAUGUUUUUGUACCUUUUUCCGAGGCUUAACAGGGGCCAUUGGAAACCUAGCCUUGUGGAUGCGUUCUGGGAGCCCUUGACGGAUAUCUUUGCAGACUGUCUCCUCUACAAUGGCCUCUGAAUGUGAAAAGUGUCAAGGCGCUGAUUCUGACCCAGAGUGGGCUCUGUUUUAGCAUUUCUCUGGGCGCAUUAUAGAGACGCUGCACCUGUCCACCUCUGACAAUGCAAGCUUCAGCCUCGUUCCUUCUGCUGCUUUCCUGUUUGACAGGCAUAAGCAAAGAAGGUGAAGUCAUGAUGCCAUCAAGAAAUGGUGGGAACCAAACGCUUGGAUCUGCCCAAAGACAGAAAGUUGUAAAGUUGGGUCCUACAGGACAAAGGAUUGGGAUGGGAAAUGAAGAAAUGUCAGGCAUCACAAAGGCUUUAGGUGACAUAAAAACCACAACAGAGGGACCCUUAACAGAAGCCUUGACAGAGCCUUUACCUCCACUGUCAUUUCCAGAAGGGAUCGUGAGACUGGCUGGCUCAGGAACACUCAGUAAGAACUACAGAACUACUGACAAUCCAGCUUUGUCAGCCCCAAGCACAACACCAAACCCAACAUCACAGAAAGCAGACAAAGAAAAGCUCAAGACUCCUACUGAAUCGGUGGAUAACACCAUUCCAUCUCCUAAUGCAGAUCUAGAAGGUCUGACUCAACUGGCGAGGAGUACUGAGACAGAUGAUUCAGAAGAUGUUGUAGGUAAAACUGAUGGACCAAAAUAUUUGUCAGAAAGAACACGAACGCUGAAGUCACCGGAUUCCAAAGGGAGAGUUCUUCAAACAGAAAGAAGACAGUCUGUGGGGACAAGACAUUUUACAAAUGAGAAAGCAAAUGCCACUGUAUUACAAAUAUUACCCUCUCAAAACCUGAUACACAGGCCAGGAGGGUUUGCAGUAAAAACCAAACGUAAAUGGACCAAAGUUCUGGGUGUGAGAGAUUCCGAAAUGACGGGAGAAUCUGAGAAUCUCAGCAAAUCGACGGGGAAAAGUGAGUUAGAGAAAACAGCCGCAGAAGAAAUCACCCAAGUACUACCGACGGAACUGCCAGAUGAUCCAAUGAUGGAGACGAUGACAACAGGGACAGAGGGAGAAAUGGCAGUAUCAGGGGACAUGUCACAGAGCGAACCACAGGUGGCCCCAGGAGACCCCAAAAAAGAGAGGGACAUAAGAGGGAAGAUUGACACUAUGGAGCUACCUGGAGAUUUAGAUGGAACUGUGAGCGUUAUGGCAUUGCCAGAAAAGACAACAGAGUCCCCAGAAAGCCAAGGUCAUGUUUCAGGCAAUUUGCCACCAGGAAAUGCCGAUGUGGACAGAAGAAUACCCUCCAUAGCUGGACCUCCAGGGCCAAGGGGGCACCAGGGUCCUCCUGGAUUACUUGGACCACCUGGGCAAAAAGGAGACAAAGGAUACCCAGGAGUCAUGGGCCAAACAGGGCACACAGGCUACCGGGGUCCCAUUGGUCCUCCUGGAAUGCCCGCUAUCAUUGUGUGGAAGACCUCUGAAGAAGAGUGGCAGGCCUUUAAGAAUAAUACAUUUUACAGAAAGUUUGUUGCAGCUUGGCCGAGAAUGAAAGGCCCCCCGGGACAUUUCGGACCCCAGGGGGAUCCAGGGCCACCUGGGCCUCCAGGGGUACCUGGAAAACAGGGGAGCAAAGGAGAUGGAGGGAAAAUCGGGCCACCGGGACCCUCUGGAAUUCCAGGCCCGUCAGGUAGACCGGGCAGAGAUGGAAUCCCAGGAACCGAUGCUGUCGAAAGUCCUGCUGGACUGUCGGGAAUGAAGGGUCCGAGGGGCUUCAUGGGGGAGACAGGCAGCAAAGGGGAGCCGGGUGAGUGGGGUUACCAAGGAGAAAUGGGGCCACAAGGAGACAAAGGGACAAAAGGAGAGCAGGGGAAGAAGGGAGAGAGGGGCCUGCUCGGCAUUAUGGGAAACAUGGGGCUGCCUGGAGCUAGAGGCCCCCCAGGAUUUAUGGGAAAGCCUGGCAUCAUGGGCGACACUGGACCGCCUGGAUUCACCGGACCACCAGGACCUCCUGGAAUCAUGGGACCAAGAGGGAUAAGAGGAGUCCCAGGGGUCAGUGGGGCCCCGGGCCAGCCGGGAUUUCGAGGACCCAGGGGACCAGCUGGUCCUCCGGGGGAGCCCGGCUUGGAUGGAAUGGUCGGAUUUCCUGGAGUACAAGGGCCACAAGGCAAAUCGGGCGAGGAAGGUCCCCCCGGUAACAAAGGAGAUCAAGCAAGUGUUUUUCCACCCUAUAUAUUUUAAACUGCACCGAUUACAAUAGUGUAAGGUGUGAUGUGCUGGCAUUCUAUCCAGGGCAAUAUAGU
This is a messenger RNA of Brienomyrus brachyistius, 2505 nucleotides long. Its product is annotated as collagen alpha-3(IX) chain-like. NCBI's taxonomy places the organism in Eukaryota, Metazoa, Chordata, Actinopteri, Osteoglossiformes, Mormyridae. The transcript is spliced from 18 exons. The record is from RefSeq and is a predicted model, not a curated record. The coding region runs from base 368 to 2443 and encodes 691 amino acids.